AUGCGAGGGCCGGGCGUGCGUGGCCGCACCCGGGUGGAAGUCCUCGGAGGCAUGGCGGGCGGUGCACAGGCACAGGCCUGGAGAGAGACAAAGCAUGGAGGACACAAGAAUGGGAAGAAAGGAGGACUUUCUGGAAGUUCCUUUUUCAUGUGGUUCAUGGUCAUCGCGUUGCUGGGAGUUUGGACAUCAGUAGCGGUUGUUUGGUUUGAGCUUGUUGAUUAUGAGGAAGUUCCAGGAAAACUAGGAAUCUAUGACCCUGAUCGUGAUGGAGAUUUUGAUGUAGAUGAAUCCAAAGUUUUAUUAGGACUUAAGGAAAGAUCUGCUUCAGAGCCCAAAGUCCCACCAGAAGCGGAGCCAGAUGCUGAGCUGGAGGAGCAGGCUCCUAUGGGGGCAGAACCCAAGAAUAUCGAAGAUGAAAUAAACGAACAAAUCCAGCCCCCUCUCCAUGAAAUGGUACACAGAGAACAUGUUGAAGGAGAAGACCUGCAGCAAGAAGACGGUGCCCCGGUGGGAGAACCACACCUGGAGGAUGACCACUUCCUCACGGCCCCUGAUGUACAUGAUAAAUCUGAGACCCUGGAACCUGAAACAUUUCAUGAAGAUUCACAGGACUACCAUCAGGAUUUGGAAGAGAAGACAUAUGAACAGGAAGCUCCAGAUUCCAGUGAACCAUUAGUAGCUGAUGGAAGAUUGCAGCAUGACGAAGAUGGUGUAACAUACCAAGACUAUGAUGAAAAAGUAUAUGAACCUUUGGAAAAUGAACCUUUGGAAAACGAACCUUUGGAAAACAAACCUUUGGAAAAUGAACCUUUGGAAAAUGAACCUUCAGAAAACAAUCCUGUGGAAAAUGAACUUUCAGAAAAUGAACCUUCAGAAAAGGAAAGGAUAGAAAUCUCAGAUACUACUGUAUACAGUGUAGAAGAUUCAAAUGUAAUUGCAGAAGUCACUGUUCCUCUGGUAGAAGAACAGCAGGAAGUCCCACCAGAUACUUAAAGCUUCAAAAAGACUGCCCCUACUACCACAGGAGGACCAGCCUAACCAUACGCUCCAAAAGAUGGCUGUGCUAGAUCUUGUGAAGCAGUUACCGAGCAGAUCAAGAUCUUUGGGAGAGAGCACUAAAGAUGUCUUGAAUGCAUUGUAGUCCACUGGCAUUUUAGUGUAUUUUUAUUAUUAUUUUUUUUAGAAACUAAUGUUUCUAAAAAAUGUAAUGUUACAUUCCUGCGUGUCCUUUUUUGAUAGCAUUAGUUGAUUCAUUGGGUUUCUUUUCUUUUUUUUUCUUUUUGUGACAAAGUUUUUAAGUCUUAUGUGACUUUAAGUGUGUGUGUGUAUUUUUUUUUUUUUUGACAACAGUUAAUAAUGAUAUUGAUGAUGUAGCAGCAGUUGUCUUUGGAGGGCUUUAGUAUAUUGUAGGAAUGAACACUAACUUUUAGAACUGACUUGUUGUUAAAUGUGAUUUAAAAGCUGUUUAGACUGC
Nycticebus coucang (slow loris) is the source of this 1474-nucleotide messenger RNA. Its product is annotated as aspartyl/asparaginyl beta-hydroxylase-like. The record is from RefSeq and is a predicted model, not a curated record. Gene Ontology annotation, molecular function: peptidyl-aspartic acid 3-dioxygenase activity. Gene Ontology annotation, cellular component: endoplasmic reticulum; membrane. Bases 1 to 993 code for a protein of 330 amino acids. The transcript has a single exon. Lineage: Eukaryota; Metazoa; Chordata; Mammalia; Primates; Lorisidae. Gene Ontology annotation, biological process: peptidyl-aspartic acid hydroxylation.